AUGACUAUAGGAGGAAAUAUUACAGAGAUCACCCACUUCAUCCUCUUGGGAUUCUCAGAUUUUCCCAGGAUCUUAGCAGUGCUCUUUGUUAUAUUCCUGCUGAUCUACAUUACAACUGUGACCUGGAACCUGUGCCUCAUCAUCUUAAUAAGGAUGGAUUCCCACCUCCACACACCCAUGUACUUCUUCCUCAGUAACCUGUCGUUCAUAGAUAUCUGCUAUGUUACUUCCACGGUCCCAAAGAUGCUCUCCAACUUCUUUCAGAAGCAGCAAACAAUCACCUAUUGGGGCUGCAUUGUCCAAUACUUCAUCUUUUCAACCACGGGUCUGAGUGAUUCUUGUCUCCUGACAGCCAUGGCUUAUGACCGAUAUGCUGCCAUUUGUAAACCACUGCUCUAUUCAUCCAUCAUGUCUCCCAGCCUCUGUGGUCAGAUGGCACUGGGAACCUAUAUGGCUGGAAUCUUUGGUUCUUUAUCCCAACUGUAUGCCUUGCUUCAGCUACACUUCUGUGGGCCUAAUGUUAUCAACCACUUCUUCUGUGACAUGCCUCAGUUGUUGAACUUGUCCUGCACUGACACUUUCUUUGUGAAAGUUAUUCUUGCUAUAUUAACAGUGACCUAUGGGAUAGCAAAUGCUGUAAUCAUCAUGCUAUCCUAUGGUUAUAUUGUCAUCUCCAUUAUGAAGAUCACUUCAGCUAAAGGCAGAUCCAAGGCUUUCAACACCUGUGCUUCUCACAUGACCACUGUUUCCCUGUUCUAUACAUCAGUUGUCUAUGUCUAUUUGAGCUCCAGCUCUGGUGGUUCCUCCAGCUUAGAUAGAUUUGCCUCAGUCUUUUAUAAUGUGUUCAUUCCCAUGUUGAAUCCAGUGAUUUACAGCCUGAGGAACAGAGAGAUUAAAGAUGCCUUGAUGAGGUUGAAAAAAAAGAGAGGGCACUGCUAA
Messenger RNA from Choloepus didactylus (southern two-toed sloth), 939 nucleotides. Its product is annotated as olfactory receptor 5AN1-like. Lineage: Eukaryota; Metazoa; Chordata; Mammalia; Pilosa; Megalonychidae. The record is from RefSeq and is a predicted model, not a curated record. The transcript has a single exon. Gene Ontology annotation, biological process: G protein-coupled receptor signaling pathway; sensory perception of smell. Gene Ontology annotation, cellular component: membrane. Gene Ontology annotation, molecular function: olfactory receptor activity; odorant binding; G protein-coupled receptor activity. Bases 1 to 939 code for a protein of 312 amino acids.